AUGUAUGGGAGGGAAUUGGUGGAUCUGCGGAAGGAAAGUCGGUGGGAGUUCCUCAAUACACUCUUCUCUGUGUCAGAAGCGGUUGCAUAUAUGCAGAUGGUUGAUAGAUUGGAUGAUGGAUUUAUAGAAACUAUGCUUGGUCCACUUGAUUACAAAGGGCUUUACAAGGCUGUUGGGAAGGCACUUUUCAGGGCACAUGUAGAAGGGCAGCUUAAGAGUGAGAUCAUGUCCAAGCCCGAACUCUUUGUAGAGACUGAUUCAGAGCUUCCUUUGGCACUUUUAGAUCAAAAGGAGGCUGGCAAAAGACUCUUACUUAUUACAAAUUCAGAUUACCAUUACACAGACAAAAUGAUGCGGCAUUCCUUCAACAGAUUUCUUCCCAAUGACAUGGGUUGGCGAGAUCUUUUUGACAUGGUCAUUGUCUCUGCUAGGAAGCCAGAAUUUUUCCAAAUGUCACACCCCAUGUAUGAAGUGGUGACGGGUGAGGGUCUAAUGCGUCCAUGUUUCAAGGCUUGUCCAGGAGGCUUAUAUUCCGGGGGAAGUGCUCAGAUGAUUGAGAAUUCCCUUGACAUCCAUGGAGAUGAGAUACUGUAUGUUGGUGAUCACAUAUAUACAGAUGUAAGCCAAUCCAAAGUCCAUCUUCGAUGGAGGACAGCAUUGAUUUGCCGAGAGUUGGAAGAAGAGUAUAGCGCUUUGAUUUGUAGUAGAGAUCAUCGAGCUACGCUGAUUGAGCUUAUAAAUCAGAAGGAAGUAGUAGGGGAUCUCUUUAACCAACUUCGGCUGGCUCUGCAGAGGAGAACUAAAGAGCGCCCCGCUCAAACCAUUGCCGCUACUCAUCUGAAUGAUAAAGAACUCACAGAAAGCAUACAGAAGUUACUUAUAGUAAUGCAAAGACUAGACCAGAAAAUUGCUCCGAUGUUGGAGGCUGAUGGGGAGCACUUCAACAGAAGGUGGGGUUUUCUUUCACGGGCAGGUCUGUGGGACAAAAGCCACUUAAUGAGGCAAAUUGAGAAGUAUGCUGAUAUUUAUACCUCGAGGGUUUCAAAUUUCCUCCACUAUACCCCUUUCAUGUAUUUCCGCUCACAGGAGCAGAAUUCAGUUUGUUAUUUGGCUAACUUUGCUGUGAUAUUUAUGGUGAAUGUGCUGUUUGAGGACAAGGGAAAGCUGAAGUUUUCGGUUGAGGCAGACAUGGGGGCUUUGAUCAUAUUAAUGAAGCAGCCCCUAGAUAGGAAGGAGUUCGGUUCUAGGGUUGUUCUUCUGAGCCAAUCAACGGUGAGAAGCGGUGGUGUUUCUGUGAGAAGCAUCUGUAUCAAGAUUAGCGACAGUCAUACAACUCUUUUUGGUGUGAGGUCUCCGACGAAUUCAAAGACUAAUAAUAAUGGGGUUGAUGAUGGAAGCUAGCGAUUUCAGCUGGAACCUAAGGGCUUUUGUGAUGAAAAUACAAAGGAAACCGAUUGAGGGAAAGUGAGAGGGGAAGAAAAAGAUCGAAUAGGUUCGAAUGACUUGGAUGUUGAAGGGUGCUAUGAUGAUCCAAAUGAGUUGAUUCUUCUUGAUGAGAGUGACAAUAAUGAGAUUAGCUCUAUGGAUUCACUACUCUAUUGUUACUUGGGAGAGAAAUCGUAGUGUUAAUCUGAGGAGGUGUAUGGAAGUAUGAACAGGAUUUAUGGGAAGACUUUGGAUGAGGAGCAUCAAAGGGGUAGUCAAGCCUAUAAAGCUAUUAUUCAUGCACUACUUCGCACCUUGGAGGAAUAUGGUAUGUCUCAGCUUAAUUCUGUAACAGUUCUAGUUAAAUAGGAGAGAG
Molecule: messenger RNA, 1801 nt
Organism: Ilex paraguariensis (yerba mate)
Lineage: Eukaryota; Viridiplantae; Streptophyta; Magnoliopsida; Aquifoliales; Aquifoliaceae
Source: the annotation of a GenBank genome assembly